This is a messenger RNA of Cheilinus undulatus (humphead wrasse), 2358 nucleotides long. It is a transcript of the gene ap3m1, whose product is annotated as adaptor related protein complex 3 subunit mu 1. The record is from RefSeq and is a predicted model, not a curated record. Gene Ontology annotation, biological process: endocytosis; intracellular protein transport. The coding region runs from base 144 to 1400 and encodes 418 amino acids. Gene Ontology annotation, cellular component: clathrin adaptor complex; cytoplasmic vesicle. Lineage: Eukaryota; Metazoa; Chordata; Actinopteri; Labriformes; Labridae. The transcript is spliced from 10 exons.
GCUGAUGAUAGAGGCUGCGGCAGGGAUGCGUUAACAUUUUUAAGGAAAGCAAGAACGCGGGAAGGCGCCUCAUCAGCAGACAAUCCUGCCAUAUUGGCACGAAGUUGUAUUCCUGGCACAGUCAUCUGGAUUUAGCAGCUGAGAUGAUCCACAGUCUGUUCCUGAUUAAUCACUCGGGAGACAUCUUCCUGGAGAAACACUGGAAGAGUGUCAUCGGCCGCAGUGUCUGUGAUUACUUUUUCGAGGCAAAGGAGAAGGCAGUGGACCCUGAGGAUGUGGCCCCUGUGCUGCAGACCCCACACCACUAUCUCAUCUCCAUAUACAGGGGCAAGCUCUUCUUCCUGUCUGUCAUCCAAACUGAAGUCCCUCCACUGUUUGUCAUUGAGUUCCUGCACAGGGUGGCAGAUACAAUUCAGGACUACUUUGGAGAGUGCUCAGAAGGUGUAAUCAAGGACAAUGUGGUGACAGUCUACGAGCUGCUGGAAGAGAUGCUGGACAAUGGCUUUCCUCUGGCAACAGAGUCUAAUGUCCUGAAAGAGAUGAUCAGGCCUCCCACCAUCCUGAGAACAGUUGUCAACACGCUAACAGGAGCCAGUAACGUUGGAGAUACGCUACCCACAGGCCAAUUGUCCAAUGUCCCAUGGAGGCGAGCUGGUGUGAAAUACACCAAUAAUGAGGCAUAUUUUGAUGUAAUCGAAGAAAUAGACGCUAUUCUGGACAAAUCAGGUUCAACAGUAUGCGCAGAGAUCCAGGGUGUAAUUGAAGCUUGUGUGAGGCUCACUGGGAUGCCUGACCUCACUCUGUCUUUCAUGAAUCCUCGUCUUCUCGAUGAUGUGAGUUUCCACCCGUGUGUUCGGUUCAAGCGUUGGGAGUCAGAGCGUGUCCUUUCCUUCAUCCCACCUGAUGGAAACUUCACACUCAUGAACUAUCAUGUCAGCUCUCAAAAUCUCGUGGCCAUCCCAGUGUGGGUGAAGCAGAGCAUCAGCUUCUUUGAAUCGGGACCUUCAGGCCGCCUGGACAUCACCAUCGGACCCAAGCAGACGAUGGGGAAGGUGGUGGAGAACCUGAUGGUCACCAUACACAUGCCUAAAACUGUGCUCACUGUAAACCUCACAGCAACGCAAGGAAACUACACCUACGACCUUGCUACAAAGGUUGUGGUGUGGGACAUUGGAAAACUGAACCCCCAGAAGCUUCCUAACCUGCGAGGCAGCUUGAGUUUGCAGGCAGGGGCCCCUAAACCUGAUGAUAGUCCGACGCUCAGUAUUGACCUGAAGAUACAGCAGCUGGCCAUAUCAGGUCUUAAGGUGAGCCGCCUUGACAUGUACGGAGAGAAGUACAAGCCAUUCAAAGGGGUCAAAUAUUUGACUAAAGCUGGGAAAUUCCAAGUGAGGACCUAAGUGAUGACUCUCAAAACCAAAGUUCAACAAUCCAGUAUGCCAAAUAGAGGGCAAGGUUAUUACCUCACUGAGUCAGCCUUCUGAUAAGUCUUACAUUUCCUCCUGCUCUUUGUGAUUAAUGAACGAUUUUGCAUUCUAACAGUUAUUUAUUAUGUGUUUGGCAUUAUGUUUCUAUGCCUGGAUGGUGUUUGUGGCCUGUAAAGGGAAGCCUUAAUAACAUAUGUGACCUUGUUGAAGUGCUAUUAGUUUGAAUCCACUUUAAUGUGUUGUAUUGUAUGGACCAUUCCUUGUUUUUGAUACUAUUUUCUUUUGCCUAACACCUUUUGAGUGUUGCCUAAGGGGAAUUUGGUUUGAAAAGGGACACUCACAGUUCACUGCCUUGUUUCUCACGACUUUAGCACACUUGUACAAUCGCAAUUGCAUGUUGCCUAAAAACAAGCAGCUAUGCCUUUUCAAAACCUUUUUAAAGAUAUUAGGUAGCAACUUUUAUAUGUAUACAUAUGUUUAUUUUUGGGAAUUUUCUGAUGUCGUAUUGACUUUUCUGAGUAGCCGCAGUGUGUCUUUAAGCACAGUCUUUAGUGCACGUAUUUUUGCACACAUUCACUCUUUAAAGUGGCCUUCUGAGGUGCUUUGUAUAGCAAACUGCAGCAUAAACUGCAUGCUUUGUAGCCUAAGGGAAGAUGUCAGAAAUAUAUCAUAUAUCAAAGGUACAUAGCUUGAAUAAUGGAGGUUGUACACCUCUAUUUAGAGCCUAGAUUCAGGCUUGCAUAUUUGUUGGGAGCUCUUGUGUAAAAAGCACUACAAGAUCCUUACACAAUCUUGAAUAUAAAACCCUUUUUCACUCAGCACAAGAUUUGCACAAUCAGCUGUCCACCUGAAAAAUACAACUUAAAGCACAUGUAUGAAGUAAAAUUUUUAUUUCUGUGUAAAAGAUAUCUUAUAAAAGCUUUAAAAAUGA